Messenger RNA from Drosophila grimshawi, 3965 nucleotides. RefSeq names its product synaptic functional regulator FMR1 (gene Fmr1). Gene Ontology annotation, molecular function: translation regulator activity; mRNA 3'-UTR binding; protein homodimerization activity. The transcript has 12 exons. The coding region runs from base 480 to 2648 and encodes 722 amino acids. Gene Ontology annotation, biological process: regulation of mRNA stability; central nervous system development; regulation of dendrite morphogenesis. The record is from RefSeq and is a predicted model, not a curated record. Gene Ontology annotation, cellular component: neuronal ribonucleoprotein granule; axon; dendritic spine. Lineage: Eukaryota; Metazoa; Arthropoda; Insecta; Diptera; Drosophilidae.
GUGUGCAAAAGCAAAGCGAAGAGAACGCAGCGCAGCCGAAAAAAAUUUUUUUGGAAGCAGUUAAGCAGCGCACUGCACGCGAUAUAUUUUUUAUUUUCAAAAGGGUUCAAGCUAAUUAUUUAAGCAAACUAGCGGAUCAACGUGCCGGGCAGUCGAACUGUGAGAGUCGAACGUACGUAUGUGUGUGUGGAUGCAGCAGCCGAAGCAGCAACAACAAAAACAAAAACAAUAGCCACAACAGUAACAAAAAGCAAAAAGACUGAUAACGAAGCAGGGAAAUAUAAAGGGAAUUUUUUAUCGGAGAAGCAACGCAAAAAAAAACUUUGUUGCUAAACACAGAAAAAAGAGAAAAAUCAAAAGGACUGCAUUCGGUUGAGGCGUCAACUGACAGCGACUACUGUAUUAUAUCAAUUACAACAACAAUAAUAACAACAACCGGCGAAAACAGAGUUACCACCAACAACAACAACAGCAACAAAAUGGACGAUCUUAUGGUCGAAGUGCGACUCGAUAACGGUGCCUACUACAAGGGCCAGGUGACAGCUGUCGGUGAUGAUGGCCUCUUUGUGGAUGUGGACGGCGUGUCCGAGGUGCUGAAAUACGCAUUCGUCAAUGUUCGCCUGCCGCCCGAUGAGGCCAAUGCAACGGCGCCCAACUUUGAGGAGGGCAUGGAGGUGGAGGUGUUUACGCGGACAAACGAGCGCGAGACAUGCGGCUGGUGGGUGGCCGUCAUCAAAAUGCUCAAAGCGGAUAUCUGUGCGGUGGCAUAUAUUGGCUUCGAGACGCCCUAUACCGAAAUCUGUGAACUCGGCCGAUUGCGCGCCAAAAAUCCAAAUCCGCCAAUUACGCCCAAAUCCUUCUUUCAGUUCACGCUGCCCGUGCCCGAGGAGCUCCGCGAAGUAGCUCAAAAGGAUGGCAUACACAAGGAGUUUCAGCGCACCAUCGAAGCGAGCGUUUGCAACUACAAUCGCGAUAUCGAUGCCUUAAUUGUCAUCUCCAAAUGCGAACACACUCAGAAGCGCGCCAGUAUGCUCAAGGAUAUGCAUUUUCGUAAUCUCUUACAAAAGGUUAUGCUCUUGAAAAGGACUGAAGAAGCUGCGCGUCAGCUCGAAUCGACUAAGCUGAUGAGUCGUGGCAACUACAUCGAGGAGUUUCGUGUGCGCGAAGAUCUCAUGGGCCUGGCAAUUGGCUCGCAUGGCUCCAAUAUACAGGCGGCACGCACGCUGGUCGGCGUUACGAAUAUUGAGCUGGAGGAGAAGUCGUGCACAUUCAAGAUUAAUGGGGAGACCAAGGAGUCUGUGGAGCGGGCACGCGCCAUGCUCGAGUAUUCCGAGGAGUUCUUUCAGGUGCCCAGGGAGCUCGUUGGCAAGGUGAUUGGCAAGAAUGGUCGGAUCAUACAGGAGAUUGUCGACAAAAGCGGUGUGUUUCGAAUCAAGAUCGCUGGCGAUGAUGAACAGGAUCAGAAUAUACCACGCGAACCAGCGCACGUACCCUUUGUGUUCAUCGGCACCACGGAGAGCAUUGUGAAUGCCAAAGUGCUGCUCGAAUAUCAUUUGUCGCAUCUCAAGGAAGUGGAGCAGCUGCGCCAGGAGAAGCAGGAAAUCGAUCAACAGUUGCGCGCCAUACAGGAGUCCUCGAUGGGCUCGACACAAAGCUUUGCCGUGUCGCGGCGCUCCGAGCGGGGCUACAGCAGCGAUAUUGAAUCGGUCCGCUCGAUACGUGGCGGCGGCGGUCAGCGUGGACGCGGUCGUGGUCGUGGCGGCGGUGGCAACAAUAUGAAUCAGCGCUACCACAACAAUCGGCGCGACGACGAAGAUUACAAUUCCCGCGGCGAUCAUCAGCGCGAACAGCGCUACAACGAUCGCAGCAGUGGUGGUGGCCCACCAAACGCUGGCGGUGGCAGCGGUGGCGGCGGCGGCGGCAAUGUUGGCAACGUUGGUGGUGGUGGUGGUGGUGGAGGUGGUGGCAACAACUAUCGCGGCGGCAACGAUCGUCGUGGCAUCAAUCGCCGGCCGCCACGCAAUGAACAGAAUGGCGGCAGGGAUUAUCAGUACCACAAUCACAACACCGAUGAGAUGCGAGAGACGCGCGAAGUGAGCAGCGUGGAGCGUGCAGACAGCAACUCAUCGUACGAAGGCAGCUCCAGAAGACGCAGAAGGCAAAAGAACAACAAUGCGCCUAGCAACACAAACGGUUCGGUGGCCAAUAACAACAACAAAGCAACACAGCAGCAGCAACAGGCAGCGUCGGGGGCACAACAGCAGCAGCAACCGUUGGCGGCGGCACAAGCGAAUAAAUCGGCGCCACUGAAUGCACAACAGGAGAACAACAAACAGAGCAGCGGCAAUGCGAACUCGGUUGCCGCCAAGUCGAAGGAUGCGCCGAGGAACAACAGUGAGAAGCAGCAGCAGCAGCAACAGCCGCAACAGCAGGCGGCGGGCACACAACAGCAACAACAGCAGCAGCAGCAACAACAGCAAGCAUCGCAGCAACAGCAGCAGGCGCAACAGCAGCCGCAGGCGGCACAGCAGCAGCAACAGCAGCCCAAACCAAGGCGCAACAACAAGAAUCGCAACAAUCAUACGGAACAGGUGGUCGCUGCAACGGAUGCCAUCAAGAAGGAGGGUCUGGUCAAUGGUACGUCCUAAACGACAGCAGCGAUAGCAGCAACAGCAGCAGCAGCAGCAGCAGCAGCAACAACAUCAGCACAGCAGCAACACAUAACGGCAACAGCAAACAGCAACAACAACAACAACCAGAACAACAACAACAAAACACAUACACACAAAUUGCAAAUCGUUCGUUAAACAUAAAUGUUGUCUAGCAGGCAGUUAAAUAAAUUUUAAAGUUAAUGUCGUUAACAAAUCGCCGCCACACAUAGCAAACAAACAACAACAAAACACAACUCACAAACAGCAACAACAACAACAACAUUACGAAACAUAACAACAGAAACAGCAAUAGGAACAACAAAACAGGAACAACGUGUAGAGUAGGCCUAAAUAACACAAUGCGAAUGUUUGAGAGAAACUAUUUGUGAGUAACGAAAACAAGAAAAGCAUAUAAUAUAUACCAUACAUGAAGAAUGUACUAACUAUAAAAACGCAUAAGCACACACACACACACACUAACACAUCCACACACACACACCCGCCCACACCCACACACACACACACACACACAGACAGACAGACAGCUCGAAUUAUACACAAAAAGAUGCAAAAAGAAAAGAAGAAAAUGCCUAGGCUUAUAAUUUGAAUUGCAAUUGAAUAAAACCUUUAAUAACAAUUAUUAUAAAAUUAUAAAUUAUGUGUAUAAAAAGCAAAAACCUAAACUGCAAUUACAACAAAAUUGAAAUAUGUUAACUUAAACCUUAAUGCAGUCAGCAAUUUUAGAAUAGUUUUUCAUUUUAGAAAUUCUAAAAACAAAAAAAAAAACUUAAAUUAUAUAUACAUAAACAAAAUAAAAAGAAAAACACAACAAAAAUUAAAAUGAAAACAAAAACAAAAACAAAACAAAAAACUUGCCGAAAAUGUGCUUUAAAAGCGCAUUUAUUCGCCAACUUGAAAAGUUUCUAGUUACAUACGCGUAUGCAUAAAAUGAUAGUGAAAGAAAUCAAUGAAAUUGCUCUUUUUUUAUACAUAUGCAUAUACUUUGUAAAUUAGCCUUUAUAGUUUAGUUUGUCUAGUUUUGUGUAUAAUUCGUGCGUGAAACUAAACUAAAAAAGAAAAACGAACAGCAACAACAACAAGAAACGAAAACGAAAAAAGAAAAGAAAAGUGCAACAGUUAUAUUUAUUUUUUGUAAUCAAACAUUUUUUUCUUCUUUUUUUUUGUAUUAUUAUCUUUUAGUUGCGUAUAAAAAUGCUUGAAAGUUGCCAGCAAAUGGGCGAAAUAAAAUUAUAUAAGGCCAACAAAUGUUUAUAAAUAAUAGCAAUCGCGAACUAUUUCGCAUUUUGUCUUUUA